Messenger RNA from Cuscuta campestris, 1643 nucleotides. NCBI's taxonomy places the organism in Eukaryota, Viridiplantae, Streptophyta, Magnoliopsida, Solanales, Convolvulaceae. The record is from the annotation of a GenBank genome assembly.
CUCCACCGUUCAGAUUGAAGCUCCACGAGUCCUUAGACUCCUCCUAAAAUUUCAGCUCGAUCGGACAAGAUUUGGACCUCCAAUCGACCAAAAAACCAGACCUGCGUUUUGAAGAAAAAGGCAGCGAAUUCCUCUCCUCUUACGGCUGUGUUUCUCCUUUCUUUUGUGCGUGAAUUGUGAUGGGACAUAAAACAAAUUACUACAACUAUCCCCAGCUUGUCAAUAUUCUUGGAGCCAAUAGCUGUUUGCAUUAUAUGUGUUCAAGUUGCUUGUCCCAUGCCUUUUUUUGGCUGGGAAUCAUUUGGCCCUUCACCUGCUGAGGCUGUACUUUAUUCUCCAGAUGCCAAACUUCCAAGAACAGGUGAGUUGGCUUUGAGAAGAGCUAUCCCUGCAAACACAAGUAUGAAAGCCAUACAGCAAUCCCUUGAGGACAUUUCAUACAUGCUAAGGAUACCACAGAGAAAACCAUAUGGCACAAUGGAGAGUAAUGUGAAGAAAGCUCUUAAGAUUGCAACUAAUGAGAAGGAAGCCAUAUUUGCUAGCAUACCACUUAACAUGAGAGAAAAUGGUUCGGCUUUGUAUGCAUCUCUAAUUGAUGGAAAGGAUGGAUUGCAAGGCCUUAUAGAGUCUAUUGAGGAUAAUGACCUAGAUAAGGUCUCAGCUGCUGUUGCGUCUUCACUUGAUACAGUUUCACAGUUGGAGUUGUUACAGGCUCCAGGGUUAUCAUUUCUGUUGCCUGAUCAGUACUUGAACUAUCCGAGGCUCACAGGAAGAGGAAUGGUAGAAUUCACUUUUAGGAAAGGAGAUGGUUCGAUGUUUUCUCCAGAAGCCGGAGGUGAAGCAAAGAACAUGGCAAAAGUUCAGGUUGUUUUAGAUGGCUAUUCAGCACCACUGACCGCAGGAAACUUUGCGAAACUGGUGGUGGAUGGGGCAUAUGAUGGGGUGAAGCUCAACUGUGCAAAUCAAGCAAUUCUCACAGAACACCGGCUGGGAAAGGACAAUGGAUAUAGCAUUCUGUUAGAGAUCAUGCCAACCGGCCAGUUCGAGCCAAUAUACAGAACAACCUUGAGUGUGCAGGAUGGGGAGCUUCCUGUGCUCCCGUUAUCAGUUUAUGGAGCAGUUGCAAUGGCACACAGUGAUGUUUCCCACAAGUUUUCCUCACCAUCCCAGUUUUUCUUUUAUCUGUAUGACAAGAGAAAUUCUGGCUUAGGAGGCAUAUCUUUUGAAGAAGGUCAAUUUUCGGUUUUUGGGUAUACUACUGUUGGAAGAGAAAUUCUUUCUCAAAUAAAGAGUGGCGAUAUGAUUGUAUGUGCAAAGCUUGUUGAAGGCCAGGAUCGCCUGGAACUAUCUAAAGAGAAGCUGUGAAGUCUUAAGAAGAGUUAUUCAGCAUCUCACUGGCUUUGUAUCCCCCUCAGCAUGAGCCGCGGUUUCUUGGAAACAACCUCUCUACUUUCGAGUAGUGGCUGACUGACAAAGUCUGCGUAUGCACACCUUCCCCAGAACCUACUCUUGUGGGAUCCAACUGGGUUGUCGUUAUCUUUUACUCCCUCUAAUCCUAAUUUAGUUGUUCACUUUAUUAUUUUUGUUUGUCGAGAAAUAAUUUUCUAUUUUUCAUAUUCAAUAAAGAAAUUAUGGUAAAUAGU